Molecule: messenger RNA, 2883 nt
Organism: Bactrocera dorsalis (oriental fruit fly)
Lineage: Eukaryota; Metazoa; Arthropoda; Insecta; Diptera; Tephritidae
Exons: 11
Coding region: 386-2788 (800 amino acids)
Molecular function (GO): endonuclease activity; protein binding
Source: RefSeq, a predicted model, not a curated record
UCAUAGAGAAGGAUAAACGUUCUCUAUGCAAGAGUUUCGGUUAGAAUUGUCAAUGGGGUCUUAAGAAACUUUUAAAAGAAAUAUCUGGGUAAUUAACUUAGCAGAUAAGUGAUUCGCACGGUAAUAGGGAUAUAUCUAAGGUCUAAUUUUGCGUUGACGUUUGUCUGUCAGAAGAAGUACAAGCAGAGCCAUGGCUUACGGGAACAGAGCUGUGGUACAGUACGAAACGUAACAAAUGUCGAGCGUGGAAGGUUAAUGAAUACAACACUAAUUUAAACAAAAAUAUUAGAUAAAUGCCGCGAAAAAUAUUGAAAUGAAAGUAAAGUUAGUCGAACUACAUAAAAUUAGCAACACUAUCAGUUAAAAACAAUUUCGUUAAGCAGUUAUGAGUGACCCAGAUAUGACAACUUUCCAAGUGGACCAGCGGUCAAAUUUUAUCUCUUUGAUUUUACUGGAUGCCCUGGAGGAUGGAAACGAAAGUGAUAUAUACGCCAUAAUAGCUAAAAAUAAGGUAGAUGCGAGUUAUGUUCCUAUCGAACGCGGUAUAUCACCCCUUCAUUAUGCAUGUGGAAUGGAUAACGCGGCAGUUGCUGUGGACAUUAUAAAAAUAUUUCUUGAAGGCGGUGCUGACGCCAAUGUUCGGUCAAACGAAAAUAUGACACCAUUGCAUGUUGCUGCGAUAUUUGGCCGUGUAGAUAUAGUCGUUUUACUUUUGAAAUAUGGUGCUCGACAUGAUUUUCUGGACGAUGAACGGAAAACACCAAUACAUUACGCUAUCGAAGAAUGCCAUUUUGAUGUAUUGGAGGUAAUCAGAGACCAUAUUUUUCAACAUAAAUAUGAACUCGUGCGUAAAAGAUCCACAGAAUAUGUUUCUGAUAAUGGCAAUUAUUCUAUCAGAGGAGAAUCAAAUAAACGAGAAGAAGAAGGUUCCAAUGUGACACCUGUUAACAGAAUGCUUUCUAAUGUUUGUAAUAAUGACUCAGGAAACCCUGAUACACCAAACAAUAAAUACACACCGAACCGUGUACACUACAAUUAUGAUGUGACAUCUCCGUAUUAUAUAAAUAUAACUCAUCGUCGACACCGACCACAACCAAUAUUUCCACCUAUUGGAUCUCCACCAAACUCUAAAAAUAAAUCACAUGACUUCGAAUGUGAGAAGUUCGAAGGGCCAGACUCAAAUUCUAAGGAAGAUCAAGAAAAGGAAUCUACUGACACACAAUCUUCUGUUAAUGUCUUUCACCUCACUGAGAAAAAUUUGAAAGAACUUUCUAAGACAUCUAAUUUAGAUCGUUCCUGUAUUUCAAUGAUCGAAGCAUGGCGAAAGAAAGUUGAGUCAUCACGUGCUAAAAGGUCUAUUUUGAGGUGUUACUCAGAUGUAGAUGAAAUGGUAGACGAAGUAAUGAAAAGUGAUCACCUGAACUUCACUAACACUAUUUUACAAGAAAAUGCGAAAAAAGUUUUUGAAGACAACGAAUCAGAAACCAAUCCGAUUAUGAUCUCAAAUCUCUCUUUGGGUGCUAUAAUACAAAAAGCUGCCCAGGCCCAUGUAUUAGAUCAAGAAGAACAAGGACCAGACCCAGAUAGUAGUUAUCAUACAGUGCCAGCAAUAAUUGAGAACGAACUAAGUGGAAGUAUUAAGAAACAACCUUCGAAAAACUCGCCAAAGAUAUAUUUAAAAGAAAAAUCUGACAAAAAUCCAUCAGGAGAUUAUAUAUUACAAAUGGCGGAAGCUUACGUUCAUACUGAUGAUGAGAAUGGACUGGUCUUUUACGAAACUAAACUUCUAAGUAGUCAAAAGAGUGCAAAUAAUUGCGAACAACAAAAUUUGGACAGUACUGUAUCGACUAAUGAUACACACAUUUUGGAUUAUGAAACUGAUGAACUGCGGGCUGAACUGGCUCAAUUUGGCGAUCCUCCUGGUCCAAUAACAAAGAGUACAAAAAGACUUUACAUAAAAAGACUUAUAAAAUAUAAGAGAAAUGCUCCGGAUCUCCAACAGAUAAAUACAAAUGGUAAACAAAACGCCCCAGAAAGUGCAAAAUUAUCUGUGGAAUUGCAACGGACUAUACGUUCUGCGGAACAUUUUGCCCUAAUACCAGAGUACCAAAAGUAUGAAUGUAAAUCGACUGAAUACUUUGCUAAUUUACAAAAUAAACAUAAAAUGAGAGAAGGUCAUCUUAAGCAAAGUUUUAUAUAUAUGCUAAUAGAUCCGCGAAUUUCUUGUAAUUUACCUGGGGAAAGCCUGUAUAUUGAGAGGCAUAAAGCGUGGGUGCGCUUCCUUGAUUCAGUGUUCUAUGUUGGAAAAGGGAAAACUUCUCGCCCGUACUCCCAUUUAUAUGAAGCUAUGAAGUUACAUUCCCGAGUUCAUAGUCACCAGAAGAUUACUAAUUCCAGAACAGAUAUAGUACAGUCCCAGCGAGGGAAAGCUUCAUCUAUAAGGAAACAGACGCUUUGUCUAGAUGUUUUUAAAGCAAAUAUUCAAAAGCCUUUAGAUAACAAGAAGUUGGAGCGGAUUCUGGAUAUUUGGAGAUGCGGUAAGGGUGUGGUGUGCCUUCACGUUUUUCACAAUAUAUUGCCUUCAGAAGCUUAUACUCGCGAGGCAGCUAUAAUUGAUGCCUUUGGGAUACAGCAUUUAACAAAUCACAAGCGUGGGGACUACUACGGCCCAGCGCAGACUUGGACCAUGAAGGAGAAAAAAAUGUUUGGAAUAUCUUUAUUAUAUAAAGCAAUGCAAAUUUAUUUAGCAGAAGGUGAAUCACAGCUAUCUCCUAGUGAUCUCAUUUAAAAUAAGAUACAAAAUAUAUGUUUAUAUAAAGUAAGCCAAUGUGAUAUUUUUGUAUAUACGAAAUAAUAUAAUGACGUGGAUUGUACAAAUCUUUA